Molecule: messenger RNA, 1695 nt
Organism: Colletotrichum chrysophilum
Lineage: Eukaryota; Fungi; Ascomycota; Sordariomycetes; Glomerellales; Glomerellaceae
Exons: 3
Coding region: 1-1695 (564 amino acids)
Biological process (GO): transmembrane transport
Molecular function (GO): transmembrane transporter activity
Source: RefSeq, a predicted model, not a curated record
AUGCCUUCAGAUCCAUCAGAAAAGGAGACUGGCCAUACAACAGAUGACCGCGCAUCAAGUCGAGAGACUGAACGUGACAACGAGGACCCUGGACCACCUCACUUACUGAAACGUGAGCCCACAAGAGAAGAAAAGACGGCAGAGGCCUACGCAGAAGGUCACGACGCCGAUAUCCCCUCUAGUCUGGGCUAUGUACUCGAUGAGCGCGGCGAACAGCAAAGAAGACGAUCCCUAGCAAGACACAGACGGGCAUCAGACGCGCGGAAAUCAACUACGAGCAACCAUAGACAUGAAGAUAUUGAGAAGGGUCCUCAAACAAACGAGCCGGACGGUGGAGAAAGUUCAGAGGACGAGAAUGUGGUAUGGUGGGAUGGCGACGACGAUCCUCAAAACCCAUACAACUGGCCAACCUGGAGGAAAGUCAUGACAUGCACACUGAUCAGUGCCAUGACAUUCGUCACCCCCCUUGCUUCAUUCUACGUACUCGGCUUCGCAGCAGGACCCCUCCUGUGCGCUCCUCUCAGCGAGAUCUACGGCCGCACGAUAGUCUAUCAUAUCUGCAACUUCUGCUUCAUAUGCUUCAAUAUCGGCGCCGCCUUCGCCCCGACCCUAAACGCUCUCAUCGUAUUCCGGUUAUUCGCAGGUAUCUUCGGCUCGUGCCCCAUCACUAACGGGGGCGGCUCCAUCGCCGACAUGAUCCGUCAGGAGAAGCGUGGUGUCGCCAUGUCUGUCUUCAGUAUCGGACCUCUCCUCGGUCCGAUCGUAGGCCCGGUUGCUGGUGGGUUUUUGAGUGAAAGCGCGGGGUGGCGCUGGACGUUCCGAUUACUCUCGAUCGUGUCAGGCGUCAUUAGCAUCAUCAUGGUCAUUUUCCUCAAGGAGACGUAUGCGGCCGUCAUUCUGGACAAGAAGGUUCGUCGGCUCCAAAAGGAGACGGGGAACAAGAUGCUGCGAUCGAAGCUUGACAUUGGUCUUUCAUCAGCCGAUUACUUCAAGCGCGGUAUCGUUAGACCUCUCAAAAUGAUCGCCUUCUCGCCAAUCACUCAAAUAUUUGGCUUCUACAUCGCCGUCGUAUACGGAUAUCUGUACCUCAUGUUCACCUCCAUUACGUCCGUCUUCAUGCUUCAGUAUCAAUUUAGCGCCGGUACAGCCGGUCUAGCCUUCCUCGGUCUAGGUGUUGGCUCCAUGAUCGGCGUGGUAUUCUUCAGCAUUACUUCAGACAAGUAUGUGAAAAAGAAAGCGGCCGAGGCCGAUGCAGCCGCAGACGAAGCUGGAACAGCUCGCGAGGGAAUGAAGCCCGAAUACCGGCUGGUUUCGCUUCCGGCCGGCGCCCUUUUCCUUCCCGCAGGCCUCUUCAUCUAUGGCUGGACAGCGGAGUACGGUGUGCACUGGAUCGUACCAAUCCUUGGCACUUCCAUCAUUGGCGUUGGCAACCUCAUCAUCUUCAUGGCGUUGCAACUUUAUCUGGUUGACUCGUUUACCAUCUAUGCGGCUUCCGCGCUGGCAGCGAAUGCAGUCGUGCGGUCCGUGGCUGGCGCUGUUCUGCCUCUUGCUGGUCUGAAGAUGUAUGAGGAUUUGGGCGUGGGUUGGGGAAACAGUGUUCUUGGAUUCAUUGCGGCAGCUUUAGUGCCCGUGCCGUUCUUGAUCAUAAAGUAUGGCGAAUAUCUUCGGAAGAACUUCGAGGUGAAGAACUUGUAA